UCCUGUUGCUGCACCUCACUGUGGGAUCCGCUCUCGACCUUUCGGGCUGCGUGCACAUGAGCGCUCCUCUCCGCGUCUGCUCGCUAUGCGCGUCCCGGAGCUCCGGAGCGGCUCUUCUCUCUCACGACAUCUGCUCUGAGAGCGGGGCGGAGGGGGGGAAACCCUGCGGGGAUUUUCUGACACAACUUGUCCGCGGAGUCGCUCGCAGCCGCCGCUGGAGGAGGAGGCGGCGGCUCGUCCCCGGGAAAAGUACCGAACAAGUGUCAGAGGGACAGCAACAGAUGUUUUCUGGUGGACAUGCGAGCGGCUGAGGAAUGAGAGCGGCUUCAGCGAGGCGCCGGCGGCCCUUCCAGCGGUUCUGCUGCUGCGGAGUCGGGCUGGUCGCCGUCAUUUGGCUCGCGCAGGUCAUCCAGGCACCAGAGACAGACUCUCCUGGAUUUCGGUCAGGCGUGAACGGCGAGACGCUGCGAUGGACGCGCAGGUUAAUGCAGGAGAAGUCAAACAACGAGAGCCUGGGCGAGCCCCGAGCAGCCAUCCAUGAGUUUCCAGACGACGUCUUUUCGAAGGAGCAGAGGAAACAUGGAGCUGUGCUGCUUCACGUACUUUGUGCCAUCUACAUGUUCUACGCUCUGGCCAUCGUGUGCGACGACUACUUCGUCCCUUCUCUUGAAAAAAUAUCUGAGAACCUGCAGCUCAGUGAGGAUGUGGCCGGAGCGACUUUCAUGGCAGCAGGAAGCUCUGCUCCGGAGCUUUUCACCUCCCUCAUCGGCGUCUUCAUCACGAAGGGAGACGUGGGAGUCGGCACCAUCGUGGGCUCGGCGGUCUUUAACAUCCUGGUCAUCAUCGGCCUGAGUGGAAUCUUUGCGGGCCAGACGGUGGUUCUGACGUGGUGGUCUCUCUUCAGAGAUUCUUCCUACUACAUCCUGUCUGUGCUGACUCUCAUCAUGGUGAUUUAUGAUGCCACGGUUGUCUGGUGGGAGUCUUUGCUCCUCAUGACCAUGUAUGGGAUCUACAUUGUAAUUAUGAAGUUCAACUCCCAGCUCUUGGUGUUUUUCACGCGUCAGUUCAGGCGGGCCGGGCCGUGCUGCGUCCGGUCAGAGGAGCACCGGGGCGACAAGAUCGGAGACGAUGCGGCGUGCAACAACUCCAUGAUGCUCCUCAACAAAGGUCAAGCCCCUGGCUCUGAGGCCGCUCCGGUCGUCAUGGUUGAUGAGCUCCUCAUCCUCAACCCUCACAAGCUCUCCUUCUCCGAGGCCGGUCUGCGCAUCAUGAUCACGCCUCACUUCUCGCCUCGAACCAGGCUCUCCAUGGCGGGGCGGAUGCUCAUCAGCGAGAGACAAAGGCUGAUCCGCAGCUCCAGGAGCCAGCGGGACGUGGAGGCCGGGCCCGCGUCCGGGUCCGGGUCCCGGCGGGCGUCGGCCAGCGGCAGCCUGAAGAGGACGGGCUCCUGCAGCCUGGAGAACGGCGGCGGGAGACCCGGCGUAGCCGACGCAGAAUCAGGAGACAAGCCGGGAGCCGAGGCGGGCCAGCCCGAGGAGGAAGAGGAGGAUGACUACGGGAUCUUCAGUCCGGUCCGCAUCCCAGACGGCCGCUGUGCGCGAGUCAAGUGGUUGAUCACGUGGCCUCUGGGCGUCCUGCUGUACUGCACCGUGCCGAACUGCAUCCUGCCGCGCUGGCACCGCUGGUUCAUGGUCACCUUCGUGGCCUCCACCCUGUGGAUCGCCGUCUUCUCCUACCUCAUGGUGUGGAUGGUCACCAUCAUCAGCUUCACCCUAGACAUCCCGGACUACAUCAUGGGAAUCACCUUCCUGGCAGCAGGAACCAGCGUGCCGGACUGCAUGGCGAGUCUGAUCGUCGCUCGACAAGGCAUGGGGGACAUGGCGGUGUCCAACUCCAUAGGCAGUAAUAUCUUCGACAUCCUGCUGGGUCUGGGUUUCCCCUGGGCUUUGCGCACCCUUGUGGUCGACCAUGGAUCAACAGUUUCCAUCAAUAAUAAGGGUCUGGUGUAUUCUGUCGUCCUGCUGCUGGCGUCUGUGUUUCUGACGGUGAUGAGCGUUCAUCUGAACCACUGGAGGCUAGACCGCCGGCUGGGUCUGGGCCUCAUGUUCCUCUACGCCAUCUUCCUGCUCUGCUCCAUCCUCUUCGGGCACAUGUGAGGCCUUAAGGUCAAAGGUCAAGCUGAGUACCUACGUUUUUACCACGUCUUCUUUCCCGAAGAGAGAGAGAGAGAAAAAAAAACAGAACGCCUUGUUGUGUUUCCUGUGAGAUUUUCCGUGCUCCUCCGUGGGACUCACUACUGUACAUUUCCAACCUAAACGCACGUUUUGUUUGUUGCGUCCUUCUCGUGCCGUAUUUGAAAGUAGCUUUUAGAGAUCGAAUGAGACGACGUAGCAAGCAGCGUGGUCGAAAAGAGCAGCAGGUUCAUCAGGCCUUAACUGACAACAAUGUAAAAGUGACACCAAAAAAAAAAAAAGGUUUAGUCUUAUUUUUAAAACAGGGAUGUGGCUCUUUAAGUUAAAAAUGUCCCAUAAACUCUUCUUUAUUUUGUGCCUGUUGAAUUUUAAAUUAUUCUCCACUCGUCUCCUGACCCAACCUCUGCUCCCUAAUGACUUUUUCUGGCUCAGACCAGUUCCUGCUGAAUCACCAUUAAAUUAGCAAACAAACUAUUCCUUGAUCAUCCAGCCAUUUUUUUCUUUUUUGAAACAAAAUCUCAGCAGUAUUUCACCGUAACAAAUUCUGAUUAACAACAAAGCAGGCUGAACAAACCGACCCUGAAGUCCAGGAGCUGCCGGGAGGAGAUGGCGAGAAACUCAAGUCUUGAUGUAAAACUAACAUACCUUUUCAUACCUGUGUAUGUUCUGAAUGUACGACCCGGUCGACUUUACGUCGGCUUCUUUUUCACACACUCGCAUAACGCAGACGGCACUGAAACACAGCCUAGAAACCUCUGGAGAUUUUUAGUCUUUACACAAACCUGUAACUACGACUCACCGCUGAGGAGGAAACGUCGGUACGGCUUCAUGUACGAAAAGGAUGACGGUAUUUUUGGAGGUCUUACUACGACGAGGGCAGGUUAGCUGUGACGCCUCACGCUUAGGUACGACGAUCCAUGUUUGUGUCGUUUCUCGUUCAUGUUUGGAGAUUAUUUCACUUUGGUGGGACAUUUGGACACACGCACAGCGACACGCGUUCACAGCUUCCCUGUGUGUUUUAUGGUGAAUAAUGGUGAAUACACCACCAAACCACACACACACACACACACACACACGAGAAUAUGUUUAGCAGACAGGAAAAUGUCUGUUUUUGAUUUUUUUUUUUUUUUGGUUAAUAAAUCUGUGAAUUCAACAGAAAAUGUUCACCAAUGGGGAUUUUGGUGAUUUAAUUUAAUUUUUUUUUUUUUUUCAAAUGGCUGUACAACUGUCCUCGUUGUCUCCCGGACAAAACUUUUUACUGUUUGUAAAUGUUUAAAAAAAAUUGACCUAGUUUUACAACAAUAAUGAAUGUCUGACAGAGAUUAGUUUUGUGGUGUUUUUGAUAUUUUUUCAAUGACGUGAAUUCUUGUAUCGGAAUGGAUGGACUGUGUGCUCAGUGGGAUUUGAACCGUUUGAUUUCAGUAUUGAUCCACUGACACGUUGACACUCAAGAGAACAGAAAAUUAGAUCUACAACUAAAAACUUCAAUGAACUGAGUUUUUAUGUUUAAUUAUAGAAAGAAAAAAAUACUUUUGUGAGCAAUAUGAAUAGUGAAAUUUGUGUUUCUGUGCUGAAUUUAUUAGGCGUAGAAAAAGUGCUGUUUUAAUCUAAAUGAAGCUCAAAUGCCAUUUUAUUUAUUGACAUUAGGUAGCCGUCUUUUGCCCCGUAAACUGUGUUUAAAAACACCUUUUUUCUGACUAAUUUUUAGCAACAAAGAUAUAGUUUAAGUACAGUGCUGUGCAAAACGACGGGCGAGAAAUGAUUGCUGCAAAGUAAGAUUUCUUUAAAGAAAAUAAAUGUUUAUAAUAGUAUAUUUUCAAUCAAACUGCAAAGUUUAAAAAUAAUCCUAAAUGUCUUUUGUGUCAUUCCUUUGGCUUUGAAACAUGUUUGUAAUUUUGCGGCAUGCUUUGCACAGUACUGUAUGACACAAUAAGUAAAUACAAGAAUAAUUUCCCUCUGGGAUUAAAGUAUUUCUAUUUUAUUGUCUUCUCAGAUGCAAUAAAUGCAUCUUCUUUUAGUAUUAGCUGGCAGAUGCACUGUUCUAACGUCAAAGAGAUAAAAGCUAUUUAAUAAAAAAGCUAUUUAAUAAAUGUGCAUGUUCCAGUGUAAACCUAGAGAUCCUUUAGUUUUGUAAAAGUGUAGAAAAAUCUUAAAGGUCUUUAUUGAAGUGUAUUGCAGUCACACAAGAAGAAAAGAGUAGAAAUGUGAGCCACAGGGUAAACAGCAUUGAGUGCAAACGAGACUGGUUUUAAUUUUAUUUAUCCAGUAUCUCCAGCAAUAGCUCCAUUUUCUCUCUCAUCACCAGUCAACUUAAAGUGUCAUUUCACAUCCAUGCAGCAUCCUGCAGGACGCAGAGGAGCCGUCGAUAUUACCCAUUUAAUGUUUAACAAAUUGAAUAAACUGAGCCGCUGUGACUUGUUGAUUCAGAGAGAAGAUUAAAUGCAUCUUUGUGUGAUUGCAGUACAGUUCUGUACCUCUUUGUAUUAUUCACCAGUGACAGAAAAAAACAUUCUUUGUUAUAUUGACAAGUCAAUUGAGCAAUAGAGAGAAGAAAAAAAAAAGCCAAAUAUUCACAAGAUUUUCCAUCUGACAGUGCAGAA
This is a messenger RNA of Salarias fasciatus (jewelled blenny), 4792 nucleotides long. RefSeq names its product sodium/potassium/calcium exchanger 3. Gene Ontology annotation, biological process: calcium ion transmembrane transport; intracellular calcium ion homeostasis. Gene Ontology annotation, cellular component: plasma membrane. The transcript has 17 exons. Gene Ontology annotation, molecular function: calcium, potassium:sodium antiporter activity; calcium channel activity. NCBI's taxonomy places the organism in Eukaryota, Metazoa, Chordata, Actinopteri, Blenniiformes, Blenniidae. The coding region runs from base 315 to 2156 and encodes 613 amino acids. The record is from RefSeq and is a predicted model, not a curated record.